Molecule: messenger RNA, 4102 nt
Organism: Pollicipes pollicipes
Lineage: Eukaryota; Metazoa; Arthropoda; Thecostraca; Pollicipedomorpha; Pollicipedidae
Exons: 12
Coding region: 696-3122 (808 amino acids)
Source: RefSeq, a predicted model, not a curated record
CAUUGAAAGUUUAAAAUAACUCCACCAUAUUUGUUUUGGGUGAAAUGCUUCAACCAUGGCCUUGUGGGAAUGACAUUGUGAAUCUGUCUUUGUGACUUUGUUUAUUCAAGUUUUUGUGUUGACUAUAAUGGUUUAUACCAUUCAUGUAUUUAUUUGAAAGUUAUUAAUAAAAGGAUUCAUUCAAGUUUAAAGAAAAUGUGCUGUAAUAAUGGUAAAUGUGGCAGGCACUUUUAGGUCUCAUGUGGGGUCUGGGUUAAAAUCUCAGAUUUGUCAUGGCCUCUGAGCAAAAAUAUGGUAACUGCAGUUGUUAGCUUUUCAACAAUGUGUGCUACAUUCUCUUGUAUAGAAAUGCAGUCUGUUAGAUUAUCAUUUCAACUUGUGUGAGCAUGUGCAUGUGAUUGUGUCAUGUGAAUAUGUAUGGGAAUUGUCAUUAUAUGAGGUAUGAUGGCUAUGUGUAUCACUCUCAAAUGGUUAAAUGCUUAUGCUGUUUAAACUGAUGAAAUGUCAACAUUUCAGAAAGAUGUAGGUUAUCAAGCAAAAGUGGUUACCACAUUGUCCAAGCCAUUCUUGAUAUGAGGCUGCAGUAGAGUGUAAUGCCAGGGUCAGCCUCAGCAUCAAUCUGUUUUCAUACAUGUAUUAUUAUUUUGUGUGUAUUGAGGGAACUGUGAGAAAACCUUCAGUAAAAGUUUGCUGCCAUGCUUGGAAGACAGCAAGAUGCUGCACUGUCAGAGUGGGCUGAAGAAAUAGAACAACUAUUAGGGUGUGAAGAUUAUGCUCAAAAACCAUCAAGACAGCACAAGGAGGCAACACUUGCCUUCAUAGCCAAACAAGAACUGGAGAAAAGCAACAGAAAUGAAGAAGUGCCUGACAGCUCUCAUCUGUCAUCAAAACAUGAGCAGCAAAUACAUGGGACAAAAGGCUCAAGAUGCAUCUUUUUCUUUGUAUGUUUGUGUGCUCUAUCAUUUGCAGCCAUCAAAUUUGGAUACUGCAAUGGAAAAUCACUGAAACUCUGCUGGAAUAACAACAUUCAAGACUGGAUUUACCCUGUGCUGAGAGGGAUUCGGCUCAUCUCUUUGCCGGUUAUUCAGUAUUUUCCAUCCAUCACAGACAUUCACGAGGAGACAUGUCUGGUGGACAACCCCCUCUACUGGGACCCGGAGGUGGACUGCACCCUCUGCAAGGAUGUCGGCGUCGUCACAUUGCCGCACGCAGAACAGUUCGAAGACCUGUUCUAUCACAAGGGAGUCCCUGUGGUGGUGCAGGACGCGAUCGCGGCGCCGGUGAGCCUGGCCGCCCUGACCCGGCUGUACGCCCUGCGGCGGGACGACAUUGUGGCCGGGUCGGCCCGACGCCUGCUCGGUCUCGACAGACUGAUGGCCGCGGCCCCUGCGGAGCUGGCUGCCCUGCCGCACUGCGUCCAGUGGCGUCUGCUCAGAGUGUCGGCUGUCAGACAUCUGCGCCAGCUCUUCCGCCGCCCCUAUUUCGUCUCCAAGAAGACUGAGGUGUCCUUACAUCGCUACAUAUAUCUCUGCGGCGCGGAAGGCGGCAGAUUUCCUCUGCCGGUGACUGAGUUCGCCAAUGUCUGGGUCAGCCAGCACAGCGGCACGCGCCAGAUUCAGCUGACGCCCAGCAGCGAGUGCAGCGCCACCUGUCGUACGGUGUCGGCACUUCUGCGCCCCGGAGAUACCCUGUUCUACAACUGGCGCUACUGGCGGGCGUCCUCGCUGCCGAUGCACGGCCCGCUGCCGAAGUUUGCUGCCAUGCUUGGAAGACAGCAAGAUGCUGCACUGUCAGAGUGGGCUGAAGAAAUAGAACAACUAUUAGGGUGUGAAGAUUAUGCUCAAAAACCAUCAAGACAGCAUAAGGAGGCAACACUUGCCUUCAUAGCCAAACAAGAACUGGAGAAAAGCAACAGAAAUGAAGAAGUGCCUGACAGCUCUCAUCUGUCAUCAAAACAUGAGCAGCAAAUACAUGGGACAAAAGGCUCAAGAUGCAUCUUUUUCAUUGUAUGUUUGUGUGCUCUAUCAUUUGCAGUCAUCAAAUUUGGAUACUGCAAUGGAAAAUCACUGAAACUCUGCUGGAAUAACAACAUUCAAGACUGGAUUUACCCUGUGCUGAGAGGGAUUCGGCUCAUCUCUUUGCCGGUUAUUCAGUAUUUUCCAUCCAUCACAGACAUUCACGAGGAGACAUGUCUGGUGGACAACCCCCUCUACUGGGACCCGGAGGUGGACUGCACUCUCUGCAAGGAUGUCGGCGUCGUCACAUUGCCGCACGCAGAGCAGUUCGAAGACCUGUUCUAUCACAAGGGAGUCCCUGUGGUGGUGCAGGACGCGAUCGCGGCGCCGGUGAGCCUGGCCGCCCUGACCCGGCUGUACGCCCUGCGGCGGGAUGACAUUGUGGCCGGGUCGGCCCGACGCCUGCUCGGUCUCGACAGACUGAUGGCCGCGGCCCCUGCGGAGCUGGCUGCCCUGCCGCACUGCGUCCAGUGGCGUCUGCUCAGAGUGUCGGCUGUCAGACAUCUGCGCCAGCUCUUCCGCCGCCCCUAUUUCGUCUCCAAGAAGACUGAGGUGUCCUUACAUCGCUACAUAUAUCUCUGCGGCGCGGAAGGCGGCAGAUUUCCUCUGCCGGUGACCGAGUUCGCCAAUGUCUGGGUCAGCCAGCACAGCGGCACGCGCCAGAUUCAGCUGACGCCCAGCAGCGAGUGCAGCGCCACCUGUCGCACGGUGUCGGCACUUCUGCGCCCCGGAGAUACCCUGUUCUACAACUGGCGCUACUGGCGGGCGUCCUCGCUGCCGAUGCACGGCCCGCUGCCGGCGGCUGGCGACGGGCAGGGGACGGCGUGGAGCGCCCCCGCUCAGGCUGAGACCGAACGCGACCAGGCCGUCGACGCGGCCGCCAGACAACCGCCGACCGCGGUCGGUCAGGGGAUGAGGGAAGCCGACGCGUCAUUGGCAGGCGCCGGUCACGUGACGGGAGAGAGUGACCAAUCGCCGACGGAUGCAUUCGAGGCGGCAGAGGAGGUGGUGCAGCCGCGGAGGAAGGGCUGUGAGUCGGCGGAGGCGGCGGACUGCGCUGCCGGCGAGCCAGCCGUGGGCAUCACCUUCAUCGGCUCCUUCUACUGAGCUGGAGCCAGCCGUGAGCAACACCUUCAGCGGCUCCUUCUACUGAGCUGGAGCCGGCGGUGAGCAUCACUCUCAUCGGCUUCUUCUCCCGAGCCGCGGUGCUCGGAAGACACGUGCCGGCUGGGCUUCGGCCCGCUUUUGGCAGCUGUAUGCACAUCUGUGGUAGCUACGUGGGGCCCGGUCCCCCGUUCUGAGCGCGGCAAGUGGAGUCAUGCCGUUGGCCGAAGACCGCGUGCGGCCGCCGCGUGCUAAUGCUUUAAACGUUUACCGUCGGUCACAGACCGUUUUUCCUCGAGCCUCCCUAGUCGUCCACGGGUCACAGGCGGUAUUUAACCCGCGCCCAAAUGAAACGAUCGCCAAAUAAUAUGCCAAUUAUCACCGAAGGCUGCGACCGCGGCCGGUGGUGGUGUCUUCCACAGGGUUGAGGCGGAGGACGCGUUGAUACGUUGGUGGAAGUCGCCACGAUGCGUGGCGAUAUGUAUUAACCAUGGGACGAAGCGGCUAGAUAACUUCCGAGGAUCGUGUAUCUGUAUCGUGUAUCGUAACAUGUUACGCUAGCGGAGCGAUGCGUACUGGUGUUACUGAUGGUGUCACAAGGCGGCAGUUGAUUUUGAUGGUGUCACAAGGGGGCAGUUGAUUUAUCGACGGUAGUCACGUGUCACGCCGUCCACGCGCACGUUUACGUUUUGUUUGGUGGAGCACGUGCUUCACCCUCGAAGAAGACCAGACUAACGCGUAUGUCGCUACCCUGGAUUAGUGUAUUUCGCAGUGCGUACUGCGUUACUACCGCAGAGCUUGUAAUCUAAGUCACGUGCUCACUAGUCAUCUACGACGUCACCUGCUGCUCUAGUCCCGAGGUUGUUGCAACAUGCACACAAGUCCGGUGCAUUUCCGUGCGCAUGCCUGUCGCCUUAGUUAUGCUGCAACAGUGUGCUGCUUGUUACGGGCCGACAGUAGCAAAAAUAUAGCUCACCGUGAUC